Exophiala viscosa is the source of this 5162-nucleotide messenger RNA. Its product is annotated as RNA helicase/RNAse III. The coding region runs from base 356 to 5029 and encodes 1557 amino acids. Gene Ontology annotation, molecular function: RNA binding; ATP binding; DNA binding. NCBI's taxonomy places the organism in Eukaryota, Fungi, Ascomycota, Eurotiomycetes, Chaetothyriales, Herpotrichiellaceae. The record is from RefSeq and is a predicted model, not a curated record. The transcript has a single exon. Gene Ontology annotation, biological process: siRNA processing. Gene Ontology annotation, cellular component: RISC complex; nucleus; cytoplasm.
AUCACAACGACAACCAAAAACAAAAGUAUCUUUACGAGCCUGGAGCCCAUUGACGCGAACGUUCUCUACACAGCCUUCUAGCGGAGGGUAGCUUCGCUAUCAAUACUACGAUAGAGUUACAUAGUCUGGGUGCUCGCCAUGUCGACAUUGCAAUAGAAAGCAGUGGAGGACAUGCAAAGCAGCGGGCGUCCGUCAGGUGGACAAAUGCAGGAAUUGUUUGCUUCACCAGUAACGAUCUCAAAUCGUUUGGACUGCACUUUCCUCGCAGUCAAACUCACCCCUCCAUGCUACGAUUAACCACGUAUCUUGGAGGCACCUUUUCGUCAACAACAAUGUUCGUUUGGAAGCAUGCGACAUGGUGACCAACAGCCCGGCCUAUACUGAGGCCACCGCCAACAACCUAGCCGAUCUCGAUCUCGACGAGGCAGACUAUCUCACAGAAACCGACGAUGAAAGUCAAGACGAUGCUCAAGCCUCACAGUCCACGGCAGAGUUGGAGCGAGAAGCCAAUAAAUCCGCCCUUAAUGAAUACGUCCUCAAGAACGCCGUGGCCAAAGAGCUUGCACCGACCUCUAGACAAGCAACGACAAGCCGGGCUGAGAGCAUCAUCGACAAGGCCCGUGAAUAUCAGCAGGAACUCUUCGAGCGUGCAAAAGACGAAAAUGUCAUCGCCGUUCUCGAUACAGGAAGCGGAAAGACCCUCAUCGCAGCGCUCCUGAUCCGACAUUUCCUACAGCAAGAGCUCAUUGACCGCAACAAUGGCAAGCCCGCAAAAAUCAUCUUCUUCCUCGUCAACAGUGUCCAUCUCGCCAGACAACAAGCCCGAUUCCUCGACAUCAAUCUUCCGCAGAAUGUGAUUCCUCUCUUUGGAGGUACUAGCGAGGAUUUAUGGAGAAAGGCCGGAUGGGAGGACAUCUUUGCCAAUAACUCCGUCGUUGUCUGCACCGCUGCCGUUCUCGACGCAUGUCUCAUGCACAGAUAUCUCACCAUUGGACAGAUCUCGCUGAUGGUUUUUGACGAGGCUCAUCAUUGUAAGAAGAAUCACCCAUACUCUAGGAUUAUCCGGGACUAUUAUCUCAAAUGGUCAGGAGAACGACCUCGAAUUUUUGGCAUGACUGCGUCUCCUUCCGACUCCAAAAGAGAUAUUGUUCAAGUGGUUAGCGAUCUCGAGGGCCUGCUACAAAGCAAGAUUGUAACAACCAACGAUCUGUCUGUUUUCGACUUUGCGCCAAGGGCGAAAGAUGAGAAAUGGAUAUAUGAGCCACUGCAAGCCGAAUUUGACACGGAACUGAACUCUGAGCUGCGUCAACUCUGCGGCUUCAUUGAAGACUUGGACAAGUACUUUUACUUCUCACGUUGGGCUUCAAGACAGCUCGGAGCAUGGGCUGCCGACCGAGUUUGGAAAUAUGGACUUCCCACCUCAGACCACGAGGCCACAAGCAUCAUCAGGCAGUUUGAGCGCAGCACAGCAUACACCGAAGAAACUGACAACGAGCGGCGGCAAGCUGCUUUGGAAUCCGUCCGCGAGGCUAUCUCUCUCGUCAAGAAACACCAUUUUGGUGCUCCACGAGUCGAUGUCGACCCUCAACUGUCACCCAAGGUGAGGUAUCUGUACAAAGAGCUCAAAGAUCGAUUCUCGCAGUCUCCAACAACUCGAGGAAUAGUGUUCGUCGACCAGAGAUUCACGGCUUUCAUCCUUUGCGACCUCUUCGACUCAUUGAAGCUCGCCAAUUUGAGGCCGGGUGUCCUUGUUGGUGUAGGUCAAGCCACCGCGGAGUCAAGCUCUUGGAAAGACCAAGAGGCUAUCAUGGAGAGGUUCCGCUCCGGCCUGAUCAAUCUAAUAUUCGCCACAAGUGUCGCCGAGGAAGGAAUCGAUAUUCCUCAGUGUGACCUGGUGAUCAGAUUUGACCUCUACAAAACUGCUAUACAGUACAUGCAGAGUCGUGGAAGAGCUAGGGUGAAGAACUCCAUCUUUGCGCACAUGAUUGAGGAGGGCGACAAGAAUCAGCAAGCUAAUGUCAAUUUCGCAAUUGAACAAGAUGAAUAUAUAAGGAGGUUCUGCCAGCAGCUACCUGCUGAUCGAUUACUAGGACAAGGCUCGAAGCUCAAGCAGCUGAUGACCAAGGACGCAAGCUGUCAGAGCUUUGUCACUGGGGCCGGAGUUGUGGCGAACUACAGUAACUCUCUGCUGCUUCUGACACGAUAUGUGGACUCGCUGCAGAAGGUCGGAGGCACUUCACGCGAAGUUUUCGAGGAAAUCAUCGAUACCGAAGCCGACAUGUUCAGAUACAAGGUCAUACUUCCGGCCAAUGAUGACCCACGAACCGCGCAAGUCAAGGGUGCUCGAGGUGAUGCACGUACGAACAAAGUUCUCGCCAAACGAUCCGCUGCCUGGCAUUGCUGUUUCAAACUGCGCAAAGCUUGUCUACUGGACGAGAAUCUUGACAGUAUCUUCGUGAGGGUGAAGCCAUCGAAUCUUAAUGCUCGUCUGGCAGUAUCGGAGAAGAAGGACGACUAUGACAAGAAGCUGAAACCGGACUUCUGGGUUGAAAGUGGUGUAGGAAGCUCAUCUUUGCCGACUGAGCUGUUUGUCACCAAAGUCUUGUUGACUAGCACAUUGACGUCCUCCACUCCCAAAGGAUUGCUGCUCUUCACGCGUUCGCCUCUGCCACAAUUUCCGAAUCUUCCUGUCUAUGUGGACGCCAACAUUGAAAAAGUCAUCAUUCUCCAUCAAUCGGACGCACCAAUAUCAGUCAGUACAGAGCAGAUCGAGGCAUUGACAAAGUACACACUCAAUGGAAUUUUCAAUGAUGUCUUCAACAAGAUUUACACUCUGGACUCAAAGGCCAUGAGUUACUGGUUGGCACCCUGGCUACCAGGGGUUGCUGAGGGGGCUUUCGAACAGGUCGUCAAUAUGAAUGAGCUUCGAGUUGGCGCAGAACUCGAACGCCAAAAAUGGACGCUGACAUCAAACGCACAAGAAGCGAACACCAUGGCUGCAAAUUGGUGCAAUGCAUUCCUUGUUGAUCCAGGCAGCGGAAGAUACCACUAUUUCACAGACCAGGUUGUACCCGGCAAAUCCAUCUGGGAUCAACCACACGAGAGUGCCACAGGCCUUCAAAAGCGACACAAAGACACUAUCAUUGAAUUCACGGAUAGUACUUGGAGAGCCAAAGGGAAGGACUUGAAGAUGUUCGCUAGUAGAUACGAUCCUCAUCAACCGGUGUUGAAGGCUAAAGUGGUCAUACCCGGACGCAAUGUCCUCGAGCCAUGUCCUCCAGAACAGCAACGCUUCGCAAUGUGCUACAUUGCACCUCAGCCAUUGGAGGUUGCGCGAGUGUCUUCGGCUGUGGCCGAGAUUUGUCAACUAUGGCCUUCAAUCCUGCACAGACUGGAAGCAUACCUGAUUGUCCGCGAGGCAUUCGUGAAGCUCGAUCUGACCGAGGUCCCUGCUCAUCUUGCAUUGGAAGCAUUUACCAAGGACAAUAGUGCAGGUGAUACAGAAGACCUUGAUAUUGGGUCUAUGCCCGACGACGCAGUUGCCGAAAAGACUGCACCCUUGAAUUAUGAACGACUCGAGUUCAUUGGUGAUUCACUUCUCAAGAUGAUGACCACUAUCACUGUCUUCAACCGCACCACGUGCAACGAAGAAGGCAUGCAUUGCAAACGCAUGGAGAUGCUAUCGAACAACAGACUGUGUUCCACUGCCUCAGCACCUCAUUAUGAACUGUUUCAGUACAUCCGUGCGAGCUCCGAGGACCACUGGCGCGAUACAUGGUACCCGCAAUUGUUGAAGCAGAUCAAAGGUCGCGUUAUCAAGCUGACCGACAAACACCACAAACAUGCAUUGGGCAAGAAGACGAUAGCAGAUGUCUGUGAGGCCACGAUCGGAGCGUGCAUCAUGACAAGCCAGCACUUGCCUACCGAAAAGAAAUUCGAUCUGGGCAUCAAAGCCAUCACCAAGCUCGUCGAGGACCCCGACCAUGCCAUCACCUCCUGGAAAGAGGUCGCCCCAAUGCACAAACCACAGCCAUGGAGCCUAGCGACCAACGACCCCGUUGCCAAUGAUCUCGCACGCAAAGUCGAAGCAAUCACGGGUUACAAGUUCAAAACCCCUCGCCUCGCCCGCUCAGCAUUCACGCACUCUUCUGAUCAGAACUCUCCUGUUCCUGAUCUCCAACGUCUUGAGUUUCUAGGUGACGCCUGCCUCGACUGGGUGUGCAUAUGGUGGCUUUUCUCAAACAAUCCGACCCGGGGGCCGCAGUGGCUGACCGAGCACAAAAUGGCCAUGGUCUCAAACAAGUUCCUUGCCGCUCUCGCCGUGGUUCUCGGCUUCAACAAGCUCAUCUAUGCGUCGACGCCGGCUCUCUACGGCGAGAUCGCAAGCUACGCCAUCAAGGUCGAGGAAGCGUACCACCAAGAAGACGUCAAGCCCGACUUUUGGACGCGUCUGUCCUCGGGCCUGGCUCCGCCCAAAGCUCUCGCCGAUCUGGUCGAAAGCUACCUCGGCGCCGUCCUCGUUGAUUCGGGCUUCAACUUCCGCGAGAUUGAAUUAUUCUUCGAGAAACACGUCAAGUGGUUCUUCGAAAACAUUGAGGCUUACGAUACAUUUGCUAACCGGCACCCGACUACGCACCUGUUCCGCCUGCUGCGCGAAGAGUUCCGGUGCCGCAAAAGUGGGCCAGAAGUCAUCGAGGGUGCGACCACACCUGCAACCACGACGCCGGACCGAGAUGAAGAUGAUGACGGUGCUGGAGACCAGUCCGUUGCAGGUGUUGUCGUGCAUGUUGCUUGGUUUGUGCAUGGGCGUAUCGUUGCUGCGAGUAAAGGGCAGGGCGUCAAGUAUGCGAAAGUGAGGGCGAGUAAGUCAGCGCUCAAGAUAUUGGGCAAGCUCAAGGUAGAUGAGUUCAGGAAGGAAUGGGGUUGUGAUUGUGCGCGUCAGGGCGAAAAGGGAGGUGAUGAGCAUGAGGAUGGUGGAACAGACAAGGCCAGUGGUAGACCUGAUGUUGUGAAUGACCACAAGGCCUAGGCAUGGCAGCUACUGGCUGGAAUCUGGAUCAGGAAAGCCAGAUGAUGACCACCACUGUGAGCACGAGAGGCUGCUCUUACCAAGUAAGAUCCACGUGGCUAUGAAACAAAUGAUAGACAUGGUUAUGAUGAAA